AUGGCGGACAAGACUUUCAAGCUCAAUACCGGGGCCGAGAUCCCAGCUCUGUGCUUUGGUACCUGGCAAGGUGAGGGCGACAAGGUCAAGUCAGCUGUAUCCUACGCUCUGCAGAACGGGUACAAGGGCGUAGACUGUGCGUACUGCUACGCCAACGAGGAUUCGGUGGGCGCCGGCCUGGCCGAGGCAUUCAAGGCGGGCGUCAAGCGUGAGGACAUCUUCGUGACGAGCAAGGUCUGGUGCACUUACGUCAGCUCGCCCGAGCGCGUCGUUGAGAGCUUGGAGAAGAGCCUCAAGGCUCUAGGCCUCGAAUACCUUGACCUCCUCAUGGUACACUGGCCCGUCGCCAUGAACCCCAAAGGCAACCACGACAGGUUCCCCACAUUGGAGAACGGAAGCAGGGAUAUCCUCCACGGCCACUCACACAUCGACACCUGGAAGAACAUGGAGUUGGUCUUGCAGACGGGCAAGGUCAAGGCCAUUGGUGUUUCCAACUAUAGCAAGCGUUACCUUGAGCAGCUUCUGCCUCAUGCCACGGUCAUCCCUGCCGUCAACCAGAUUGAGAACCACCCCUCGCUGCCCCAGCAGGAAAUCGUUGACUUCUGCAAAACGAAGGGCAUUCACGUCAUGGCCUACAGUCCUUUUGGCAGUACGGGAAGCCCCAUGUUCACCGCCGAGCCGGUCGUCAAGGUGGCUGAGAGGAAGAGCGUCGCCCCCGGUACCGUCCUCCUUAGCUACAACGUCGCCCGCGGAAGCACCGUCAUUGCCAAGUCUGUGACCCCCGAGCGCAUCCAGGAGAACCUCAAGAUUGUCGACCUGGACAGCGAGGACCUCGAUAUCCUCGACAACUACUCCAAAGACCUCGCCCAGAAGGGCGAGCUUAAGCGCUAUGUCUACCCGCCUUUCGGGAUCGAUUUCGGCUUCCCCGACAAGUCUUAG
Messenger RNA from Parascedosporium putredinis, 939 nucleotides. Lineage: Eukaryota; Fungi; Ascomycota; Sordariomycetes; Microascales; Microascaceae. The record is from the annotation of a GenBank genome assembly.